Molecule: messenger RNA, 1799 nt
Organism: Melanaphis sacchari
Lineage: Eukaryota; Metazoa; Arthropoda; Insecta; Hemiptera; Aphididae
Product: U4/U6 small nuclear ribonucleoprotein Prp4-like
Exons: 9
Coding region: 195-1715 (506 amino acids)
Biological process (GO): mRNA splicing, via spliceosome
Cellular component (GO): U4/U6 x U5 tri-snRNP complex
Molecular function (GO): U4 snRNA binding; protein binding; U6 snRNA binding
Source: RefSeq, a predicted model, not a curated record
AUCUCGUUUCUAACAUCCGUUGUAGCAGAUAUCAUAAACCGAUUUUUUUUGUUUAGUGUUUACCGACAAGCAAAGACGACCGAAUUUGAUAAACUUUUACAUGAAAAUAUUUAAAAAACAUUUACAAUAAACCGUUUUAAUAGUUUUAAGUGUACGUAUAGUAUAAUUUUAAAAACACAAAUUAUUUUGACAAGAUGUCUGACGACGAAGAAAUUACUUACGUAAAAAAACAAAAAACAAUACACUACGGUUCAUUAGAAGACCAAGAACGCAUCCGUUUAUCUUCAGCUGCCACUGACAGCGAAGGCGAACCAAAAGCUAUUGGAGGAAACAUAAACGUAUCCAAUGAAUAUUUUGAUUUGGAGGAUGCAAUAUCUAAAGAUAAACAAGCAUUACUUGAAGAAUUUGAACGUAAAAAGAAAGCCCGCCAUGUGCAAGUUUCUACUGAUGAUGAUGAAGUUAAAAAAAAUCUCAGGAAGCUAGGACAAGCCAUAUGCUUGUUCGGGGAAGGGCCAGCAGAGAGGAGAAAUAGAUUGCGAGAACUGCUUUCAAGAGUAGGAGAAGAUGUUAUAGUGAAAAAACCAGAAGAAGAAAAAGAAAAACGACAGCAAAUCAAAGAUCAAGAUACAACCUGGUACCAUGAAGGGCCCCCUUCACUACUAGAUGCACGUUUAUAUAUGGCAGAAUAUUCAUUGUUGAGAUCACAUUUUCGUUUAAAAAUGCUCAAAGAAGAAGCUAGCAUACCUGAAUCAACACUUACAGCUCGUUUACAAGAUUUACACAAAUAUACAACAUCUCUUUCUAUUUAUUGUAGUCAAAUUGGUGAUACUAGACCAAUAUCAUACUGCCGGUUUAGUCCCGACUCUAAAUUUAUAGCUACAUCAUCUUGGAGUGGUUUGUGUAAAUUAUGGUCAGUUCCUGAUUGUUCAUUAGUCAAAACAUUUAGAGGACAUAAUUGUAAUGUCUGCUCCAUCACAUUUAAUCCACAUGCAGGUUCUGAUGUAAAUGUCUGUGAUCUUGUGUCAUGUGCUAGUGAUGGUUCUGUUAAGUUAUGGUCAAUGAAUAGUGAUAAAGAAGAACCAGUAGCAGACCUGGAAGGUCAUGCACCAUUUAGAGUGUCGAGAGCAGAUUUUCAUCCAUCUGGUCGAUUUUUAGGAACUUGCUGUUUUGAUAAUUCUUGGCGACUAUGGGAUUUAGAACAAGGGGAAGAAGUUCUUCAUCAGGAAGGACAUUGUAAACCAGUUUAUUGUAUGUCGUUUCAGUGUGAUGGUUCAAUUGUUGCAACUGGGGGCUUAGAUGCUUUUGGACGUGUUUGGGAUUUACGUACAGGAAGAUGUAUUAUGUUUAUGGAAGGUCAUUUAAAAUCUAUAUAUAGUAUAGACUUUUCUCCCAAUGGUUAUCAAAUAGCCACUGGUAGUGAAGAUAAUACAUGUCGUAUCUGGGAUGUUAGAAAAAGAUCAUGUCUAUACACUAUUCCAGCACACAUGAGUCUUGUUUCAGGACUAAGAUACCAACCUGAAGGUCAUUUUAUUGUAACUUCUUCAUAUGACAACACAAUCAAGAUUUGGGCAAAUAAAACAUGGCAAAUGUUAAAAACGCUAUCUGGACAUGACAACAAAAUAAUGGGAGUUGAUAUAUCUUCAGAUUCAAAAUAUAUUGCAUCUUCAUCAUAUGAUAGAACAUUUAAAUUAUGGGCUCCUGAAUACUCAACAUAAUUUUGAGUUGAGAUUAUUAAAUAUGCUAUUUUAUACUUGUAAAAAUAAUAAUAGCUUUCAAAUAAAUUGCUUUUUUUUAUCUUA